Pantherophis guttatus is the source of this 1009-nucleotide messenger RNA. RefSeq names its product interleukin 18 (gene IL18). The record is from RefSeq and is a predicted model, not a curated record. NCBI's taxonomy places the organism in Eukaryota, Metazoa, Chordata, Lepidosauria, Squamata, Colubridae. Gene Ontology annotation, molecular function: cytokine activity. Gene Ontology annotation, biological process: inflammatory response; immune response.
GCGAAGAUGUACAGCGAUAUGAUCCAGAUGCUGCCGGUGAAUUUGGACCAAGAAGGCCACCUCUAUUUCCAAGUUUUAGAAACGGACAGCUGGAAAACGUCAGGAAAAUGUGAACCUGCCCAAAUCUUCCGAAGUCCUAAUAAUCACGUCCUCAUAGCACGGCCGUCUGACCAAGAUUUCCCUGCAGUAUUUGAACGCAGAACAGACCAGGAAAUUCGGAAUGUAUCAGGAAUCAAAUUUGACAUCCACAGUUACCAAGACACCAACCCAAAGGGUCUGUGCGUGGCCUUCACUGUGGAAUUUGACCACCAGACUUACCACAUGUUUGUGGAGAAAAAGGAAAACAAAAUGAGGGUGAAUUUUAAGGCAGGGACAAUUCCAAAACACAUCGAAGGGGACACCAGCAACAUCAUCUUCAUCAAAACACGAUUUUCGGACGGCGGCAGGCAAUUUUACAAGUUCGAAUCUGCUCUGGAACGUGGCUAUUUCCUGGCCUUGGAGUGUGUCGAUGGUAGCUCUGAGACCGUACUGGUGGUCAAGAAGAUAGAACUGGCAGAUGAAGUGGAUGAAUCCACCAGGCUCCACCACACUUCAUUCCACUGACAAGGAAACCCAAGUAAAAAAAAGAAACGAGACUGCAAGCAGUCAAGUCGAAAAAGUGCAGAUUUUAAAGGAAUGGUUGAUUUAGUGUAUGGAGCAUAUUAUAAAAUUGCUCACUUUCCUUGCUUAAUAUUUGAAAAAUUGACCCGUGGAUUUGUCUAAUUAACAGUAUCUAAAAUUGGGCGGGGUGAAUAAUGGCACUAGAAAAGACACACAAAUAUCCAUGGCUUUGCAAGGAAUCUCAAAUCAAUUACCAAUAAAUAAAUUUUUAAAAACUAGACAAUAGCCAAACAAAAAAUGGUAGAUAAAAAUCUAAUGGAAUGUCAACAUUUCAAACCUUAUCUAGGCUGAGCAUAUUUUUUAAAUUGAGAUGUUAUAUUUUUAAUAAUAACUAAAAAUCAAUCCAGAA